Fusarium oxysporum Fo47 is the source of this 1512-nucleotide messenger RNA. RefSeq names its product major facilitator superfamily domain-containing protein. The transcript has 4 exons. Gene Ontology annotation, molecular function: transmembrane transporter activity. Bases 1 to 1512 code for a protein of 503 amino acids. The record is from RefSeq and is a predicted model, not a curated record. Gene Ontology annotation, biological process: transmembrane transport. Lineage: Eukaryota; Fungi; Ascomycota; Sordariomycetes; Hypocreales; Nectriaceae.
AUGGAUGAACAAGUCUGCGAGGCUGCAUUGCCUUCAGAUCUCAAAGAUUCAGAAGGCUAUAUAGCCAAGGUCGACACUGAACACCAUGGCAAUCUCAAGACCGCCAAGGAUGGCCAUACUGUUCUGAUUCCACAACCUUCUGACGAUGCGCGUGAUCCUCUCAACUGGAGUCCUGUCAAGAAACAUGUGAUUCUUUUCAUCAUCAGUUUCGCAGCCUUUCUUCCUGAUUAUGGUAGUGCGACCGGCGCUGUUACUCUCAUCCCGCAGGCAGAGCAAUGGAACAUGAGUCCAGACACAGUUAACCACUCACAAGUUGGUAAUGUUUUCAUGCUUGGUGCAGGCGGUAUCUUUGUUGUAGCCCUCUCCGCAUGGGCAGGCCGUCUGCCCGUUUUAUUCUAUUUUCUUGUCCUCGCCACAGCCACAGCUGCCUGGUGUGCCGCUGCUACGACCUUUGAGUCUUUCAUGGCUGCUCGUAUCCUGAAUGGCUUCUUUAGUACUGUAUCCCAAGGCGGAGGAUUGAUGUUCAUCUUUGACAUGUUCUUUUUCCACGAACGUGCUCGCAAGAUUAACAUUUGGGCUGCUUUUAUUAUCCUCUCUCCAUAUAUGGGACCACUGUUGACUGCCUUCAUCAUCACGACACUCCCGUGGCCCGUUGCAUUCUGGGUCUACUUUGCUGAGACUUCACUCGCGCUCAUCCUUACAAUCCUGUUUGUAGAAGAGACCUACUAUGACCGUCGCAUCACUGCAGCGAAUCAACCACCCAGAGGAUCACGUGUCGCCAACCUGUUGGGCUUUGCCCAGUAUCAAUCCCGCCACCUCCGCAACAGCUUCGGUCAGGCUUGCAUGCGACCCUUUCGUGUCAUCAUUAAGCCUACUGUCUUCCUGUCUUGCCUUUACUACCUACUGACCUUUGCGUGGGUUGUUGGCAUCAACACAACCUUGUCAAUCUUCCUCACACCAUUAUACAACUUUGGUCCUAAGCAGAUCGGCUUUUUCUAUUUCACACCGGUUGUUGGCGCUAUUUUGGGUGAGGUAGUUGGCCACUGGCUGCAUGAUGGAAUUGCACGCCAAUUCAUCAAGACGCACAACGGUCACUUUGAGCCAGAAAUCAGACUGCGUGCAAUUUGGCUGAGUACACCGUUCAUGCUUGCUGGUUUAGUCGGACUGGGUUUCGCUCUUGAAGACGGGUAUCAUUUCAUGAUUACAGCCCUGUUCUGGGGCCUAUAUGUCUUUGGUAUAAUGGUAACCACAGUUGCUCUGAAUGCGUAUAACCUCGACAGUUAUCCAGAAGCAUCAGGGGAGGUCUCUGCAUGGAUUAAUUUUGCUCGAACUGCUGGAGGGUUUAUUAUCAGCUAUUUUCAAGUCAAGUGGGCUCAUUCUGUAGGCGCUAAAGUCAGCUUUGGUACCCAGGCUGGUAUUUGUGCUUUUGCAUUUCUUAUUAUUAUUUUAUUACAAGUAUUUGGAAAGACAUUGAGGAUCAAGACUGGAAAGUUGCAUUUUCCUACGGCUUAG